This is a messenger RNA of Vombatus ursinus (common wombat), 2653 nucleotides long. RefSeq names its product formimidoyltransferase cyclodeaminase (gene FTCD). The record is from RefSeq and is a predicted model, not a curated record. The transcript is spliced from 13 exons. Gene Ontology annotation, molecular function: transferase activity; folic acid binding. Lineage: Eukaryota; Metazoa; Chordata; Mammalia; Diprotodontia; Vombatidae. The coding region runs from base 710 to 2269 and encodes 519 amino acids.
AGGCCUGGACACAGACCUGGGUCUGUCCCUCCCUGGUAGCCAGGGCUCGGGAGGAAGUGAAGGGAGUCCUUGGCCCUGAGAGAGGAGCCUUGAAUUGCCCCCGUGGAGCAAUUCCCUCGCUUCUCUGGGCCUCAGUUUCCUUCUCUGUGAAAUGAGGCCAAUACUCCUGGCAUCCUUAUACCAGGCUCUUGCUAAUAAUCCCAGUGCCAACAAACCCGAACCCCCCCAGAUGUUUGACCUCCUGCUCUUUCCCUUGUGGUUGGGGGCGUGCCCAGGGACACCAGACUGCCUUGCCCAGCCCGCCAAACCGGAUCUCUCCGUGGGAUCUGGCUCCGGUCCCUGGGCUGCUUAGACCGCUUCUCCUGUUUUCCUGAAGCCAGGUCUGGGCUCCUUCAGGGGUGUCUGCGUCCGUCCCCCCACAGCUCAGACGGUCAGGCCCCUGUGAGUCAGAUGGGGGGAAGCUGGGUCUGUCUUACAGUCUCUCUACUCUUCCCUUCCCCCCAUAUCUUUUGCUUGUUUGAACAAGGAGAGUCCAAGCUCUCUGACGCCCUGUGAUUUCAGGUAGUUAAUAAGAAGCCACAGGGACGAGUAAAGUUUAGUGGGUCCUGGAUAUAAAGGACCCUGGCCACCCUCGGGAGAGCCACUGGUUGUUUGGAGAGCUAAGACAACAGCUCUGUGUUCAUUGUAGGUCCCACGAGGGGCUUCCAGGAUGUCUCAGCUGGUAGAGUGCGUCCCCAACUUCUCUGAGGGCAACAACCAAGAGGUCAUCGAUGCGAUUGCCCAGGCCAUCUCCCAGACUGCAGGCUGUGCCUUACUGGACGUGGAUGCAGGUCCUUCCACCAACCGGACGGUGUACACCUUUGUGGGCACCCCUGAAGAUGUCGUGGAGGGGGCCUUGAAGGCCGCUCGGGUAGCAUUCCAGCUCAUCGACAUGACCAAACACAAAGGUGAACAUCCCCGAAUGGGUGCCCUCGAUGUCUGCCCCUUCAUCCCAGUGAAGAAUGUUACGAUGGACGAGUGUGUUCUGUGUGCCCGCACCUUUGGCCAGCGACUGUCCCAGGAGCUCAGGGUGCCAGUUUAUUUGUACGGAGAAGCGGCUCAGCAGGAACAGAGGAGAACAUUGCCGGCAAUCCGAGCAGGAGAAUACGAAGCCCUGUCCGAAAAACUCCAGAAGGCUGAGUGGGCCCCCGAUUUUGGUUCCAGCACCUUUGUGCCCAGAUGGGGGGCCACAGCCACAGGGGCCCGGAAGUUCCUCAUUGCAUUCAAUAUCAACCUCAUCUGUACCAAAGAGCAAGCCCAUCGGAUCGCCCUGAACAUCCGGGAGCAAGGACGGGGGAAGGACCAGCCUGGGCGACUGAGAAAAGUUCAGGGCAUAGGCUGGUACCUGGAUGAGAAGAACAUUGCACAGGUAUCCACCAACCUUCUGGAUUUUGAAAUCACUGCCCUCCACACAGUGUAUGAGGAGACCUGCAAAGAUGCCCAGGAGCUGAAUCUGCCAAUUGUGGGCUCUCAGCUGGUGGGCCUGGUCCCUCUGAAGGCCCUUCUCAAUGCAGCAGAGUUUUAUUGCCAGAAGGAAAGCCUUUUCAUUCUGGAGGAGGAGCACAAAAUUCGACUGGUGGUGAACCGGCUGGGCCUGGACUCCUUGUCUCCCUUUCAUCCAAAGGAGCACAUUAUUGAGUACAUGGUUGAGGAUGGCGCGAUGAGUGGGAGCUUGGUCUCAAAGUCACUUUCUGUUUUUGUCCGUGAUGUGGGGGCCCGCUCUGCUGCUCCCGGGGGUGGCUCUGUGGCCGCAGCGGUGGCCGCCAUGGGGGCGGCGCUGGGCUCUAUGGUGGGGCUGAUGACCUACGGAAGGCGGCGGUUUGAGCACCUGGACCCAGUCAUGAGGAGACUCAUUCCCCCUUUGCAUCAAGCGAUGAAAGAGCUGCUAGCAAUGGUGGACUUGGACUCAGAGGCCUUCAGCGGCUAUAUGGAAGCGAUGAAGAUGUCCAAAAACACACCUGAAGAGAAGGAAAGGCGCACGGCUGCCAUGCAGGAAGGGCUGAAAAAGGCCAUCGGGGUCCCCUUUGGCCUGGCACAGAAAGUGGAUACCCUGUGGCCAACCUUGAAGGAGAUGGCGCUUUACGGGAACCUCACGUGCAAAUCGGACCUGCAGAUCGAGAAUCGGACAGGACCUGGGGAAUCAUCUAACCCCUUUGUUGUGCAGAUGAAGACAGUGAGGCCUGUGUUGGGCAACCCUGCCUCCUCCCGUCAGGUCACAGCCCACUGCUGAAGUCCAUAGGUAUGGCUGUUUAAAGUGGCCACCCUUGGCCAAUGUAGAUCAGAGCCCACAAUUUUCAUCCUGAAAAUGUGACCUGAAUCCUGGACCAAAAGCCCUCCUUUGACAACUCCUCAUGGCAUGGAGACAACCCUGGGUCCUCAGAGCUUGGGCCUACCAAAAGCUCACUGAAGAAAAUAAUUCCUUAAAAAUUAGAAUUGGGCAAGUGGAAGCUAAUGUCCCUAUUCGACAUCAAGAAUCAACCAAGCAAAAGCAAAAGAGUGAAAAAAUAGAAAAAAUGUAAAAUACCUCAUUGGAAAACAGCUGACCUGGAAAAUAGAUGCAAGAGAGACAAUUGAAGAAUUUUUUGACUACCUGAAAGCCAGGAUCAAAAAAAGA